UGGUCCAGCAGCUGUAGCAUCGGUACAUAUCACUUGACAGUCCCUGAUGACAAGUAAUGGAAUUACCCCUAAUAUGGGUCAGGGGUCAACUUCUUGCCAAAGUUCAAAUGACCGAAGAUUGCAUACCGGUCAAGAGACUGAUGAACUAAAGUUGCAUGAAGGCCUGCGGUCCGAAGAACAAGACUUUCGUGAAAGUCAGAAGUCAGAUGAAUCAGAGUCACAAUCUAGUCCAGGGUCAGAGGAAUCAGAGUUGAACCCAAGUCAAUUGCCAAGGUCAGGGCAGUUAAGUUCACAAAGAAAUCAGAGGUCAGAGUCGGAGACAGGACAGGAAGAAGUUAUGGCUGACUCAUCAGUAUCAGAAGAAGAGAAAGUGAGUGAUUCAGGCCUUGGUGAUGUUGAACAAUCCAUUCAGUCUUGCAAUACAUUUAGUGUAUCACCCUUGAUGUCUUGUGAAUUGCCUUCCCUUGAAAUAUCCAACGAACUUUCUGUGUUUGUUUCAUCCAAUGAAUCAACAACAUCUGUAUCUUCAAGUACUACAUGUACAGAAUCUGUCAGUAGCUCCAGUUUGUCCAAUGUAACAAUUGAAUCAGUAAAAUGUUUGAAGGAUAGAGAUAUAGAUAUAACUGAUCCAAAGCUUCUCAAACACAUUGAUCUACUUCUUCGUGAUCUGAAACAGUCUGCAAACAACCCUUUGAAGAAAAUCCAGGUUUUGGAUGAUAUCAUCCAUGCAGAAUUUAUUGUUGUUUGUGAAAGACUCUUCAAGCAUCUUGUUGACACAGACAUUUCUGUGAUGGUUCCAGGGUCAUCAUGGUUACAACUGAAGAAACUUGUGUCUGUAUUGUGGAUUCUGAGCGAUGGCAGUAUCACACUCUGUGAGCAGCUGGUAUGCUCCCAUUGUGCUCUUACAAUAAUGGCUGACCUUCUUAAGAGACUUUCUGAACCACUUGACUUUGAAAAGAACAAUGUUGCUAAGUAUCUUGUCAAGGCUCUUCUUGGCAUUUUCCAUAAUGUGAGUAGGCAUUUAUGUGACACAAAUGUACGUGACAAUUUUCGGGAAGCAGAAGUUAUGACAAGUCUUAAAAUCCUAUCACUGAGCAGAACACCUAUGGUACAGGCAAAGGCACUCUUUGUCAUGUCUUACAUCAUCGAUGAGUCAGAAAUUGUAAUAUUGAGUGUCGACGACAAUGUACUAAAAUUCAUCGUCCAAGUCUUGAAUGACGCAUAUCAAUCCAAAACCCAUUUCUCCUCUAAAUAUGGAAUGAAUGUUGAAGAGACAAUUCAUGGUCUCAAUAAUUUGGCCAUAAAUGACAAAAAUAAAGUUUCAAUAUUCAAAUUUGGUGUCUUAAAGAUAUAUGUUAGUCUCAUUUUGGAAUAUACCAACCCAGAUGAAGUGUUUCAAGCUGUCAGUGGAAUUUGGAGGCUAGCAUUCCACAAAGGAAACUGUGCAGGCAUCAGGUCACAUCCACAAUGCAUAGAAGCAUUGAUGUCACUACAAGGCUCCAACAAUGAAGUAAUUCGACAUGCAGCCAGAGGUGCAUUGUGGGAACUGCGGGAAAUUCCAGAAUUGCAACUAAGACCAGAUUUAGCUUGCUUGGUUGUGCAGUGUCCUCAUGUAAUGAUUAGUUAUCAGUGGGACAGCCAGACACUAGCGCUACGUCUCAAAGAUGUGUUGAAACAUGCUGGCUACAAAGUGUGGAUGGAUGUUGAACACAUGA
Messenger RNA from Ylistrum balloti, 1715 nucleotides. RefSeq lists its product as uncharacterized. The transcript has 4 exons. The annotation marks the transcript as partial. The record is from RefSeq and is a predicted model, not a curated record. NCBI's taxonomy places the organism in Eukaryota, Metazoa, Mollusca, Bivalvia, Pectinida, Pectinidae.